Molecule: messenger RNA, 1047 nt
Organism: Scatophagus argus
Lineage: Eukaryota; Metazoa; Chordata; Actinopteri; Scatophagidae
Product: major intrinsically disordered NOTCH2-binding receptor 1-like homolog
Exons: 4
Coding region: 388-1044 (218 amino acids)
Source: RefSeq, a predicted model, not a curated record
UCACCAACAGUCCAAACUCAAAAUUAUUCCAGAUAUAGAAACUUAGUUCAGCUUGAUUUCUAUGUCACUUUGCAUAGUUCCAUCUGUAACUAAGCAUCAUAUUUUAUAUGUUUUGUAUAUAUGAGUGAUGAGUUCAGUAUGGCACUAAGCACAGAUACUCGGCCUCCACCUCCCUCUCUCCCUAUCAGCCCUACACUACAAUGCUGGCUCCCAGCACCAGGCCCAUAAUGGUCAGGUUGGGUUACGCACACCUGCAAGUGAUACAGGCUCAUAAAUAUCUUGCUCCUCGUGAAUUAUUACAGAGCCUGCAAGUUGUAGUGUGCAUGUGCAUCCAGCCAGGCUGCUGGCAGGUGAAGCAGUCAGUGUGGAUGGAGCAACAGAGCGAAGAUGGACAUCUCUGUUCUACCUAACAACAACCACCCAGAGAAGUUCCUUCAGCUGGACGUUGGGAUGCUGCCGGCUACACACGGCAUGUUUCAGGUGGGGGCGUUAAUGUCCAGUCAGAGACACUGGCAGAACAAGGUCUACUCGCAGGUAUGGACCAUGUCACAUGAUGUAAGGCUGUUUCUUGAAGCAAAAAAGUUCGAAAUCUCAUUGUUUCCACAGAGAGAGGGAAGGGUGAAGGCUGAAAGCAGGUCUCUUCCAUCCCCAGAGGGCACUCCUGUGGUGUUUGUGGAUAGAUAUCUAGAGAAGCACAUCACUCCAGUCACUCUGAAGUCCAACAUUAAAAGGAACCCUCUGUACAUGCCCAUAAUAUCGAUGGAUGCAGUGGACAACAAAUCCAAGCCUUCCUGGACUGUCAAAGAGUAUGACACACAAACAAUCCAUGGCAACCUUGCAGAUUUUUUAAAGAAGACUCCCAAAGAUCUGAACUUCUGGCUCGAGGAUCUUUACACACCAGGAUUUGACUCGUUACUGAAGAAGAAAGAAGCAGAACACAAAAGAAAAAGACUUUGUAAAAUUCUUUCUUUGAUAAUUUUGUCCAUUUGUGCUGUACUUAUUGUUAUCAUAGCACCAGUUAUGGUUCUACAGAAAAAAAACUGAUUG